ACAGCUCGUGGAGCCGUGCCGGUCGGAACCGGCGCCGACACCGCCAGUGUGACUGGUGGAGCUCCAGGAGCCGGAGGUCACCAGUAUUUAGCGACCGGCGGUGACCGGCAGACACUACAGUACAUCCAGCGCCAGCCGCCGGGCAGGCAGAUUGUCACCAUGGCACCGGUGCCGGUGGUGCAGCUGGUGCUAACACUUACGCUCGUCGUGGUGCAGUCUUCAGAUGCCUGGAUUCGGUGGGACCGUUUCGACGACAGGUGUCAGCAGAAGUCUGCCCGGCUAGCCGUCGGUACCCGGAUGGAGACCGAGAUUGUGUACACCUCCCCGGCCACGGCUCUGGACGGCCACGCCGGGCGACUGAUCUCGAGCCGCGUCACCGGCGGACCGUACAAGGCCCUGGAGCUAUGUGUGGACUACGGCUACGCGGGCCACCAGGUGGACGUGUCCACGCCACCGCAGGUGUAUGUGGACACGGCGGUGGACGUGGACAGUGGCCGGGGACAGCCCCUCAUCCGGCUCACCAGUCCUGCGGUUCAUCGUGUGCCGGAGGGGCAGCGGCUGGAGCUGACCUGCUCAGCAGUCGGCGAGCCGACCGUGGCCGUCCAGUGGAGCGGUGACGCCGCGUUCUCCGCCCUGAAGGCGGUGCCGGGCCGCGCCACGGGCGUGUUCGAGCGGGUGACGGCCGCCGACGCGGGCCGGCUCACCUGUCGCCUCGUCAGCGGCGCCGUGUGGCUGGAGCAGAGCGUGCGGCUGGUGGUGGUGCCGGCCCGACACGGCACGCCGCCCACCAUCCGCCCGCCCGACGGCGGCGAACUGGAGGUGAACUGGGGCCAGCCCACCGAGCUGACCUGCGCGGCCACCGGCGACCCCACACCGAGCGUCGACUGGCUGGACCCUUCGCAAUUUUCGACUGUGGGGGCCGUGGGGGGCCGCGCGACCGGCCGCAUCGCGGACGUCACGCUCGGCCACGAAGGCACCUAUACGUGCCGCGCCGAGAACCAUGCCGGCGUGGUCACGGCGCAUCUUCGGCUGAGUAUAGGCGGCCCCUGUGUGCAGAUGCCCAGGGGGGCGCCCGGCGAGCCGCCUACAUUCUUCCCGCCCGGCUGUGCCAUCGUUGACCCCCCGGGCUUCGUCCCUCACCACGAGACCGGGCCGUCCGUCCGGUCGGUCGGUGCGCCCAGCGUCCCCACGCACGGAUCGCCCGCACUCAGACCCUCCUGCAUCCCGGAUCCGCCCGGUCCGCCGGGCUCGCGGCCGCGGCCGCUGCCGCCCGGCUGCCCGCCCGACCCGGCGCGACCGCCCAGUCCGCCGUGCCGGCGGGGUCCGCCCGGGGGCCCGACGUUCGUCCCGAUCGGCUGCGAGCUGGACCAGUACGGCGGCCGGCUGGACGUGCCGCCGGGAGCCAUAGACGACAGCGUGCUGGCGGUCUCACCGCCCGGGCCGGUGGGCCCGCCCAGCGGCCAGCCGCCCGCACCCAAACGCUUCUGCGUCCGGGGUCCGCGCGGUCCGCCGGGCUCGCGGCCGAAAUUCUUCCCGCGCGGCUGCAACCUACCUCCGGGAGCCAUAGACGACAGCGAGCUGGCGGGCCCCGGCUCUGACAGCGAGACCUGGACGUCCGGCCCGUCGGCGCCCUCUACCACGUACCGGCCGCCGUCCAUCCGGUUCGACCAGUCGUCAGUGGUGUGGGCCGAGAAGGGCACGGACAUCGCGCUGACGUGCCUCGGGGACGGCGCGCCGGCGCCCAACAUCACCUGGCUGCACCGGUCGCGGUUCAGCCGGGUAGUCGAGGUGCCCGGCCGGAGCACCGCCACGCUGGCCGACGUCCAGCCGCACCACUCGCUCCUCUACAGCUGCUGGGCCGAGAACGAGGCGGGCGCCGCUCUCGCCUGGGUCCGUCUGGUCGUCUACAGCCCCGAGUGCCUGCCGUCGCCGCCCGGGCCCCGCGGCCGGCCGCCGCUGCCGCCGCCGUCACACUGCCCGCUGCUGCCGCCGUGCCCGCCGGUCGGCCCGCCCGGGUCGCCGUCGCCACCACCCCACUGCCGUCAGCCGGGUCCGCCGUCCCCGCUGCCCGUAAUCUGUCCUCUGCCAAGCUAUCCCGGCUCCCCGCCGAGAUAUCGUCCUCCAGGCUGCCCCACCCUGCCCGCGCUGAAACCCGACUGCAUCCCGGGACCGGGGACCGGGUGUCCCCCGGAGAUACCGAACCCGUUCACAUCCACCUGAGCGGCGGGUCAGCCGGCCGACACCGGGUGGCUGAGAGCCCACCCGACCUCAGACGGGUGAGCACUGAGCAGCACCGAGUGCCGCGUCAGCGCGGCGCCCAUCUGAAUCAACUGAAAGUGCGACGCGAUCCGAUGAAUAUUCACCUUUAUUCGAAGCAUGAAUGUCUUUCGAGAUUAAGGUGCGAUAUUGAAUUGAUGACGUUUGCAAUUCAUGCAGUUUGGUUAUGUAAAAAGCUCGGGCACUAUAUUUGUUUUUACAUUGCAGGGAAAUGCAAGAUGACAUUACCUAUAGUUUUAUCAGUUGUCUCAGUGAAACAAAAUUCUGAAGAAUACACUGAAUAAAGCCAUGAAGCAAAA
Amphibalanus amphitrite is the source of this 2576-nucleotide messenger RNA. Its product is annotated as hemicentin-2-like. The transcript is spliced from 6 exons. The coding region runs from base 160 to 2220 and encodes 686 amino acids. The record is from RefSeq and is a predicted model, not a curated record. NCBI's taxonomy places the organism in Eukaryota, Metazoa, Arthropoda, Thecostraca, Balanomorpha, Balanidae.